CCCUGCAGUUCUCUGAACUUCUCCCUCCUGCUUUUAGGUAUCAUAAAAAGUUCUACGAACGUACUUUCAUACAUAAGAGUAGAGAGAUUAAUAUAAUGGGAGAUUACUCAUCAGCGGCUCCAUACAUACACUUUGUGCAUUACCUGAUAGAGAAGUGCCUGAUCAUGCGGCUGAGUAAAGAGGAGUCCAUGGAAGCCCUUUCAAAACAUGCAAACAUAAGUCCUAUUAUCACCUGUACUGUGUGGAAUGAACUUCAGAAAGAAAACAAGGAAUUCUUCGAGGCGUAUAACUCUCACUUUCAAAGCAGAGAAAGAGAAAUAUUGCCUGAGAAAGAGACGAACCAAAUACUCCGAAAGCUGAUUUCAGAUUCCCCUGGUAACUCUGACCACGACACAUGA
Messenger RNA from Morus notabilis, 398 nucleotides. RefSeq lists its product as uncharacterized. The record is from RefSeq and is a predicted model, not a curated record. Gene Ontology annotation, biological process: developmental process. The transcript is spliced from 3 exons. Lineage: Eukaryota; Viridiplantae; Streptophyta; Magnoliopsida; Rosales; Moraceae. Bases 96 to 398 code for a protein of 100 amino acids.